Messenger RNA from Linnemannia hyalina, 1485 nucleotides. The record is from the annotation of a GenBank genome assembly. Lineage: Eukaryota; Fungi; Mortierellomycota; Mortierellomycetes; Mortierellales; Mortierellaceae.
AUGAACCACUCCGGCGCGCUCUCUCAGGGAGAUCCCAGCGGGACAAGUCAAGACGACCACAUGGACGCCACCGCCUCCUUUGCCCACUCACUCUCCGUCGCACCCCUCGACAGCGCCAGUACUAUCCACAGCAUCAGCCUCGCCCUCAACGGCUCAAGUUAUACCAACGGAGGCGAAGGUCAACAUCACCAACAUCAUGAUGCCGACGUCUUGAUGAUGGACGCCACCACCCCUACCAUCACCACCGCCACAAGUGCCUCCUCGGUCAGCACCUCCGCCUUCCAUUUUCAACAACCUGAAUCUCGCAUGGCGGUUGCAGAACUCUUGGUCUCUCUCGGUCAAAGCUCACGUAGUGUCGAACAACACAUCCAAAAUGGCCACCAGCCAUCCACAGACUCGGGAGCAGGAUCAUCACAACAAACACUCACCUACAGAGCCGCCGCCGACUAUGUUGGACUGGUCAAGAAGGCGUACGAGGGCAACCCCAGGGUCUACACGGAAUUCCUCAGUGCUCUGGAGAAAUACCACGAACUGAGGUACAUGUUCACAUCAUUGGCAAACAACCACAGGAGUGCAGGAAGAACACAUAGGGAUACCCUCGACAUGACAGACCAUUCGAGAAACAUUGGAGCCGUGGCCCAAGAAUUCAAUUGUGAAAUCGGACAUAGUGACUUCAACGAUAUCAGGCAUAUCCCUAAGGCAAGGAUUGUUGACCGACUCCUCCGUUUGUUUUGUUCUCUCAGUAUGACCAUAGAGCAAUUGGUGAGAACUGUCAUGGCUCUCUUUCAGGAUCAACCAGAUCUCUUGAUGGGGUUCAAGGAAUUCUUGCCAGAAGCACAGGGUCUGCUGAACCAGCUGGUACCGCCCAUGAUGUACUCGGACUACAAAGUAAAGGUCAAAGCCGAGACUCAACCAACUAUACCCGCAGGAUUGCUCCCAACGACAGUCGGCGUUGAGCAAACCGACCAACCGAUGGACGUCAGUGCAAACAAUAAUGGACACGCAGCAGCAGAUUUCCUGAGUCUCAUCAAGGAGCGAUCCCAGCAAGAACCCGAUAUGUACCAACAUUUGAUCACAUUGCUCAGGAAAUUUCAGAAGGACCACUCCUACUCAACUCUUUAUUUCUACGUGUCGAUUAUCCUGCGCUACCACCCACACUUGUUGCAACGUUUCCACAAAUUUUUGCCAACGGUGGCGAGCGGGAUCGAAGUAACGGAGCCAAGGGUCAUCUCCAAGGCACCUCCAGAAGAACUCGUCGUCUCGCCCGACUUUAUCGAAGCCAAGGACUUUGUGCAAACCGUCAAGUAUGAGGCCAAGAACGACAUGUCAAUGUAUGACCGGUUCAUCUUUGCCCUGGAAAAGUACCAAUGCACUGGCUGGACCAUUGAUCAGGUGUAUUCGGAGGUAUCACUUAUUUUCUGGAACCACCCCGAGGCGCUUGCAGGAUUCAAGCAAUUCAUCACAACGGUCCCCCAACAACCAUGA